ACACCAACCACAACCACUGAACCUCCAACCACAACAACGGAACCACCAACCACUACCACUAAACCUCCAACCACAACCACUGAAGCGCCAACCACAACUACUGAAGCACCGACCACAACCACUGAAGCACCAACCACAACCACUGAAUCACCAACCACAACCACUGAAACACCAACCACAACUACUGAAGCACCAACGACAACCACUGAAGCAACAAGCACGACCUCUGAAGCAGAUACUACAAGUACAACUGUGUCAUUAACUACAACUGAAGCACCAACCACAACCACUGUAGCACCAACCACAACUACUGAAGCACCAACCACAACCACUGUAGCACCAACCACAACAACUGAAGCGCCAACCACAACUACUGAAGCACCAUCCACUACUACUGAACAACCAACCACAACCACUGAAGCGCCAACAACAACUACUAUAGCACCAACCACAACCACUGACAAACCAACCACAACCACUGUAGCACCAACCACAACUACCGAAGCGCCAACCACAACCACUGAAUCUCCAACCACAACUACUGAAGCACUAACCACAACAACUGAAGCGCCAACCACAACCACUGAAGCUCCAACCACAACUACUGAAGCACCAACCACUACUACUGAAGCACCAACCACAACAACUAAAGCGCCAACAACAACUACUGAAGCACCAACCACAACCACUGUAGCACCAACCACAACUACUGAAGCGCCAACCACAAACACUGAUGCACCAACUACAACAACUGAAGCGCCAACCACAACUACUGAAGGACCAACCACAACCACUGAAGCACCAACCACAACCACUGUAGCACCAACCACAACUACUGAAACGCCAACCACAUCCACCGAAGCAACAACCACAACUGAAACACCAACCACUACUACUGAAACUCCAACCACAACCACUGAAGUACCAACCACAACAACUAAAGCGCCAACCACAACCACUGAAGCACCAACCACAACUACUGAAGUACCAACAACAACAACUGAAGCGCCAACCACAACUACUGAAGCACCAACCACAACCACUGAAUCACAAACAACAACUACUGUAGCACCAACGACAACUACUGAAGCGCCAACCACAACUACUGAAGCGCCAACCACAACUACUGAAGCUCCAACCACAACUACUGUAGCACCGACCACAACCACUGAAGCACCGACCCCAACUACUGAAGCACCAACGACAACUACUGAAGCGCCAACCACAACUACUGAAGCACCAACCACAACCACUGAAUCACAAACAACAACUACUCUAGCACCAACGACAACUACUGAAACGCCAACCACAUCCACUGAAGCACCAACCACAACUACUGUAGCACCAACCACAACCACUGAAGCACCAACCACAACUACUGUAGCACCGACCACAACCACUGAAGCACCGACCACAACUACUGAAGCACCAUCCACUACUACUGAACAACCAACCACAACCACUGAAGCGCCAACAAAAACUACUAUAGCACCAACCACAACCACUGACAAACCAACCACAACCACUGUAGCACCAACCACAACUACCGAAGCGCCAACCACAACCACUGAAUCUCCAACCACAACUACUGAAGCACUAACCACAACAACUGAAGCGCCAACCACAACCACUGAAGCUCCAACCACAACUACUGAAGCACCAACCACUACUACUGAAGCACCAACCACAACAACUAAAGCGCCAACCACAACUACUGAAGCACCAACCACAACUACUGAAGCACCAACCACAACAAAUAAAGCAACAAGUACGACCUCUGAAGCAGGUACAACAACUACAACUGUGCUGUCAACUGAACCAACAACCACUACUGAAGCACCGACCACAACCACUGAAGCACCAACCACAACCACUGAAGCACCAACCACAACUACUGAAGCGCCAACCACAACUACUGAAGCACCGACCACAACUACUGAAGCACCAACCACAACCACUGAAGCACCAACCACAACUACUGAAGCACCAACCACAACCACUGAAGUACCAACCACAACAUCUGAAGCACCAACCACAACUUCUGUAGCAGGUACUACAACCGUUGAGCAAACCACAACCACCGAUGCACCAACCACAACCACUGACGCGCCAACCACAACCACUGAAGUACCAACCACAACUACUGAAGUACAAACUACAACCACUGAAGCGCCAACCACAACUACUGAAGCACCAACUACAACCACUGACGCGCCAACCACAACCACUGAAGUACCAACCACAACUACUGAAGCACCAACCACAACAUCUGAAGCACCAACCACAACCACUGAAGCGCCAACUACAACCACUGAAGCACCAACCACAACUACUGAAGUACCAACCACAACUACAGAAGCACCAACCACAACCACUGAUGAACCAACCACAACUACUGAACAAACCACAACCACCGAAGCAACAACUACCGCUGAACAAGCCACAACUACGGUAGCAGGUACUACUACGACAACUGAGUCGUCAACGAUAACCGCUGAACCAACUACGACAACUGAGUCGUCAACGACAACCGCUGAACCAACUACGACAAUUGAGCCGUCAACGACAACCGCUGAACCAACUACGACAACUGAGUCGUCAACGACAACCGCUGAACCAACUACGACAACUGAACCAAUUACUACGGAAGUGACGACAACUACUGUAGCAGAUACUACAACCACUGAGGUAAUUACAACCACUGAAGCACCAACAACGUCUGAACCAACAACAAGUGACCAAACCACAACCACUGAAGCAACAACAACCACUGAAGCAGCAACAACCACUGAAGCAGCAACAACCACUGAAGCAGCAACAACCACUGAAACAGCAACUACAACUACCGCAGAUGCAACAACUGCAGCUGCUACCACAACUACUGCCGAAUCAACGACAACUGAUGCAGCAACAACAACCGCUGAAGCAACCACUACUGCUGCUGGUACAACAACGGUUGAUACAACUACAAUUUCUGUUCCAACGACAACGACGGAAGAAAAAACAACAACUGAAUCAACUACAACCACGCAACAAACUACAACAAGUGAAAUUACUACAACCGCUGAAACAGACAAUACCACAACAGCAGCAACUACAACUGCCGCUGACACGACAACAACGGUAGCAACUACAACUGCCGCAGACACGACAACAACGGCAGCAACUACAGCUGCCACAGAUACAAUAACUACAACAGGAGCCACAACUGCCGCAGCUACCACAACUUCAGCAGCAACUACAACUAGCGCAGACACAACUACAGCAGUAACUACCACUAGCGCAGACACAACAACAGCAGUAACUACAACUGCCACAGAAACUACAACAGCCGCAGAAACUACAACUGCUGCAGACACGACAACUAUAGAAGCCACAACUGUCACAGCCACAAUAACCUCUGAAGCAACUAAAGCCGCCACUGACUCGACAACUUCAGCAGCAACCACAAUUGUCUCAGACACUUCCACUACGGCAACAACCUCAACGGCUGCUGGUACCACAACAGCAACGACAACGUCUGCUGCAGAUACUACAACUACUGCAGAAACCUUCACAGCCGACACAACGACUCAAACAACAACAACUGCUGCAACAACUACAAGUGUCAUAGAUACUAGUACCGCUGCAGACACAAAAACUGUGGGAGAAACAACAACCGCUUCAGAAACUACAACUUCUGGAAGUCCUUCGACCGCUGGAGUUACCACAACUAUUUCAACAACAACUGCUGCAGAUAACACAACUACAACUAUUACCGCUGAUACGACAACUAUAGUAGUAGCAACAACAACUGCCGCUGAUACCACGACAGAAACAGCAACAACACCUACAAUAGAAACGACGACUACAGCAGAAACCACAACCACCGUAGAUACAGCUGCUACUACAGGAACAACAACUGCUGCAGACACGACAACUACAGCAGCAACCACAACUGUCGCUGAUACAACUACAACUGUCGCCGAUACAACUACAACUGUCGCUGAUACAACCACACCUGUCGCCGAUACAACUACAACUGCCGCUGAUACAACCACAACUGUCGCUGAUACACCUACAACUGUCGCCGAUACAACUCCAACUGUCGCUGAUGCAACCACAACUGUCGCCGACACAACUACAACUGCCGUUGAUACAACCACAACUGUCGCCGAUACAACUACAACUGUCGCUGAUGCAACCACAACUGUCGCCGAUACAACUUCGACUGCUGCAACCAUCACUACUGCUGAUACAACCACUGUAGUAACUAUAACUCCAACAUCUACAGCAGCAACCACAACUGUCGCAGAUACAACUACUUCUGCAGUGAAUACAACUGUUGCAGCAACAACUUCUACAGCAGCAACCACAACUGUCGCAGAUACAACUUCUUCUGCAGUGAAUACAACUGUGGCAGCAACAACUUCUACCGCAGCAACCACAACUGUCGCAGAUACAACUACUUCUGCAGCGAAUACAACUGUGGCAGCAACAACUUCUACAGCAGCAACCACAACUGUCGCAGAUACUACUUCUGCAGCGAGUACAACUGUUGCAGCAACAACUUCUACAGCAGCAACCACAACUGUCGCAGAUACAACUUCUUCAGCGAGUACAACUGUUGCAGCAACAACUGCUACAGCAGCAACAACAACUGUCGCAGAUACAACUACUUCUGCAGCGAAUACAACUGUUGCAGCAACAACUUCUACAGCAGCAAACACAACUGUCGCAGAUACAACUACUUCUACAGCGAAUACAACUGUUGCAGCAACAACUACUACAGCAGCAACCACAACUGUCGCAGAUACAACUACUUCUGCAGCGAAUACAACUGUUGCAUAUACAACUACAACUGUAGCAACUAUAACUGCCACUGAUACAACUACUGUGAUAGUUCAAACAUCAACCACCACUUCCACAGACACCACAACCGUUGCAGGUACCACACCAACCGAUACAGCUACCACAACAACCGCUGAAGCCACAACAACAACCGCUGAAGCCACAACAACAACCGCUAAAGCCACCACAACAACCGCUGCAGGUACCACAACAACUGAUACAGCUACCACAACAACCGCCGAAGCUACUACAACAACCGCUGAAGCCACAACAACCGCUGAAGCCACAACAACAACCGCUGAAGCCACAACAACAACCGCUGAAGCCACCACAACAACCGCUGAAGUCACAACAACAACCGCUGAAGCCACAACAACAACCGCUGAAGCCACAACAACAACUGCUGAAGCCACAACAACAACCGCUGCUGAAACCACCACAACGACCGCUGAACCCACCACAACAACCGCUUCUGAAACCACAUCACACAUCACAACUACCACGCCUGUCCCUACCACUAUAACUACCACGAUGUCUAUCACCACGACGACUGUCCCCACUACUACCACCACGACGCCAUCCACUACCACGACGCCAUCCACUACCACGACACCAUCCACUACCACGACGCCAUCCACUACCACGACGCCGGCUACUACUACCCCGAGUCUUCCUCGACGUGCCCUCCUCGAUUCCUCUUCUGGCACAUCUCUCCAGAGUAGUGGUAGUUCUCAACUGAUUUAUUCCAGAUUUGGAUUUCCCCUCCACCAUGGAACACGAUAUUUUAUGUAUGUAAAUAAGAACGGAUUCAUCUCAUUCAACGGAAGACUGAGAAUUUUUGGUAAUUUCCUAAAAUUUCUUCUUGAACUCAAUUUCGGUUUUGAUAUUGUGUGUGGCUUGGGUCUCGAAUUUCGUGAUAGUGAUGUUGUGUAUCAAGUGUAUGACAUCACCGAGGGUGGAUCCAGUUCUGAAUUAGACAGCAUCACCGAUAUGUUAUUUAUGGAAAACGAGCAAGCAAGACAGCAAGGUUUUGAAGCUUACUGGGCUCUUGUAGCUACAUAUUCAAAUGCACAACUCACGGAUGAUCCGUCGCAAGUUGCCACUUUUCAAAUGAUCCUUGCAACUGAUGGUACAUAUUCCUUCGCUAUAAUUAACUACCAAAACAUCAAUAUGACACCAGAUCUUGACACAAGCUCUGCACCUGUUGGAAUAAGAUCAUUUGGCUUCCUGUUCAAAUCGUUUGUUUCUAAUACCCCACUGGCUCUCCAACUUCAUAAUACCAUCCAAAACCCGGACUCAAAUUACCUGGGAUUCUUCACGAACAGCCUCUUUGAUAGCAGCUUUAGAUUCCCUACACUGGCAACUACAUGUGUCAGAUGGGUAAAACAGGAACCUGUCCAUGCUUUUAUAACAACAAGAUUCCUGGAUUUUGUCUGUCCCUGCAGUAGAUUCGUUGCGAGUAUAUUGCUACGUUUCAAUCGUUUUGAUUUUGAUUUUUUCGGCUUCAAACGAUGUUAUAUCAGCAGAAUAAACAGAUGGGAUGCACUUGAAUGCUGCUAUAGGAACGGAUUUAUUUCCGGAGGGUAUAACGCUGGUACUUAUCUACCGGAUUAUUUUACCCGAAGAAGAUUCCAGGUUAUGAGGAUAAAUCAACGCUAUAAAGCAACGUGUUGUUUAGGAGCCAAUAUGUGCGAUUACUUCCAUACAGUUCGACCAGCUCCCUCAAGGUGUAUACCAAUAUUGAGAAUCAUACUUGCUAACAUCUUUGGCGACCCUCACAUCAAGACGCUUGAUGGAAAUGAGUACACAUUCAACGGACUUGGAGAAUAUGUAUUGCUGACUGCCGACAAUAAGAAAACUGAUGAUUCCUAUGGAUCGUUACAGCUCCACGCCCUAACAGGUCUGGCUGUUGAUAAAGAUAAUAAAACAAUCAACGCCACCGUCUUUACUGCCUUUGCUGCCAAGGAUCAUGGCAAUGAAACUAUGCAAGUGGAACUUAACAAAUAUGGAUCAAAUGAUAGAAUGCUCAUUUACAUGAAUGGUGUUGAAAUUACGCAGCAAUUUGAAAGUGAUGAGGAUUACGAUUCAACUUUGACUUACCCCGAGAGCAACUUAACCUUCACUAGGGAUAAUAAAACACUUAAUGUUCGGACUUCGUCAGGGAUUGGCAUAACCAUUACUCCAAGCAAGGGACUAUUGAAUAUCGGUAUUCAAAUGAGUGAAGAUUUCCUCAACAAGGGUAUGGUUGGACUAUUCGGAAACUACAAUAAUGUAACUAACGACGACUUUGUACUACCUAACGGUACCAGCCUCGAUCCUGAAAGGAACUACACUGAGAAGGAAAUAUUCUUCGAAUUUGGACAACACUAUCUUGUAAAGCCGUCAGACACACUGUUCACCUUUCAACAGGGAGAAUCUGCAGCAGACUACUAUCAUCCCGAUUUCGUUCCUAUAUUCAUUGACAGCUUCAAUGCUUCAACUGUUGAGGCAGCAAAAACUGAAUGUGGUGGAGAGAAUGCUAGAAAAUCAUGCAUUUACGAUUACCUAAGUACGGGGAACAAGGAGUUGGCUCAGGAGUCUGGUUCUGUCGAUGCCCAAGCUGAACAAUCAAAAUUGGAAGCAGAAAACACUGCACCAACCCUAACAGGUGACAAGAAUUUUACUUUCACUAUUGGACAAAAUGAUUCACUUACCUUUGAUGCUUCUGACACGGGACCAGUCAGUAUUUCCCUGGUGCAAUCUCCUACUUCUGGAUUUUCACAAACUGUAUCGGAUUCUUCAUUAACGCUCUACUGGAUGCCAACUGACACCAGUAACCAGAACAUUAGUGUAAUUGCAAAGGACGAACUGGACCUUGACGCGCCACCCAUUGACGUCAUCAUUUUUCUGUGCACUGAAUGUUCAGGUCAAGGGAAGUGUGGACCCAACAUUCGAGUGAACUCGGGGAAUACCGACACUUUCAAGCUUAAAGAAUGCGUAUGCAACAUUGGAUGGUCAGGUGAUGAAUGUGAGAAAGACACUGACGCCUGCCUGGAGUCACCUUGCGCCUCUGGUCAGAACUGUACUGACUUAACCCCGGCACAAGAGUUUGAACUAAACAGGGGCUUCAACUGCACCGAGUGUCCCAAGGGAUUCAAAGAGGUUGAUUCCAGAUGUCGAGAUAUUAAUGAAUGUGCACUAGACGCGAGUAACAAUUGCGAUCAGAACUGUACAAAUACGAUUGGAGGCUUCACUUGUUUCUGUCGACCUGGCUACCGACUUUCGGACGCAACAACCUGUAUAGACAUUGACGAGUGUUUAGAGGAGACGGACGGCUGUCAACAGAACUGCAACAACACUGAUGGCGGGUUUUCCUGUGAAUGUAUAUAUGGAUAUGAAUUAGCAGCUGACGGAAGAAUGUGUACACAAGUUCCAGGUUUUGACCUUUGUACGCUUGCUAACAAGGACUGUUCCUACGCCUGUUCUAACAGUUCUGGGGCAGUGGAGUGUGUUUGUCCAGGAGGCUUCAAACUUGGAGACGAUCAAAAGUCUUGUGACGAUAUAAAUGAAUGCAAAGGAAACAUUUGUAGCCAGGAUUGUACCAACAGUAAUGGCAGUUACGUGUGUUCUUGUUUCGAUGGCUUCCAGCUGGCCGAAGACAAAGUCCUUUGCAAACCUUGCACUUCGCUUACCUGGGGUCCUGACUGUAGCAAUCAGUGCAGCUGUCACGCUAUGGGUUCUUCGACUUGUGACGCGGCCUUGGGCUGUUUAUGUCGCAGUGGCUAUGAGGGUUCUUCAUGUGAUACCGACAUCAACGAAUGUCAAAGAACUCCAGACAUUUGUGGGGCUGGAAAGUUGUGUAGGAACCUCAUAGGUUCCCAUCAAUGUUACUGUCGUUCCGGAUUCGAACUUGUCCUCGACGUGUGCGUUGAUAUUAAGGAGUGCGCUGAUGCAGCAUUGAAUAACUGUACCGACACGACUUCAACCUGUAUGGAAACAGAGGGUGGAUAUAUUUGCAGUUGCAAAGCAGGAUACAAUCAAGAUUCAUCAUUCACUUGUACAGAUAUAAACGAAUGUGAAGCAGAUAGUGAUAACUGUGACCAAGAGUGUAAGAACACGGAAGGCAGUUACACCUGCCUAUGUUUAGACGGAUUUGUACUGGCAGACGACCGAAGAACAUGUGUGAAAAUACGUGACCCAUGCGAAUCCCUAACCAGUGUGAACUGUUCCUAUGGCUGUCUUGUGGUUGACCAGUUACCCGUGUGUUACUGUGACCGUGGAUAUGAGCUGAAAUCAGACCUGCAAACAUGUAUCGAUGUUAACGAGUGUCAGAAUGACACAUUGAACAAGUGUACUUUCAAAGACACCUGCUUCAACACUGAACCAGGUUUUACCUGUUCGUGUAGAGACGGUUAUAAACUGGAAAAUGAUCAGCGAACAUGUAAAGUGUGCGACGAGUUCCAUUGGGGACCAGGCUGCCUUAAUAAUUGUUCCUGUGGCAUAGGCGCAGAGAGAUGUGACAAAGAAAGGGGAUGCUUAUGUAAGAGCGGAUGGAGUGGUGACUCAUGUAGCAGCGACGCCAAUGAAUGUGAAUUGGGAACACCCUGUGUCGGCACCAAUGUGGACUGUAUCAACUCGCCAGGUUCCUUCACCUGUCGGUGCAAGACCGGGUUUGCCAACACUACAGGAACGUGUGAAGACAUCCAGGAGUGUGACACCAAAACUGAUGGCUGUUCUCAGCUAUGUAACAAUACUGUCGGAAGUUACACGUGUAGCUGUAAUCCCGGCUUCUUACUCGAAUCUGAUGGCAGAGGAUGUAAAGAUAUCAAUGAAUGUGCCACCGAGAGGUCACAGUGUGAUCAAGGCUGUCUGAAUACUGUAGGGAGUUAUAUAUGUAGCUGUGAGUCUGGCUACAUCCUUGACCCUGAGAACAGACAGACGUGCUCUGCGAGAGUUAAUUGUUCUGCAAAUGCGAAUUGUACUCAAAAUUGUGCCGUGGUUAAUGCGGUGGAUGUUUGCUCAUGUGACGCUGGCUACGAACUAAAAGAUUCCUUCAACUGUACAAAUGUAAAUGAAUGCGAAACGUUAAUACCUUGUGAACAGAGCUGUGAUGACAACACACCUGGGUAUACUUGCUCCUGUCAAACAGGGUACAAACUCGCCACUGACGACGUGUCGUGUAUAGAAUGUACUGAGGGAACAUAUGGCAACAACUGUGCACAAACGUGCCCAUGCAUUACAACAGAUGACAACACGCUAAGUUGCAACAAGGCAAACGGUUCGUGUACGUGCAAAAGUGGCUGGGAGGGGUCAGACUGUGGCACCAACAUUAACGAAUGCAAUAACACAACAAUCUGCCCGAGAUUCUCCGAAUGUAAAGACACCAAUGGAAGUUACGUGUGCAAUUGUCAAGCUGGCUACGUGUUAGACGCUUCAGGGGUCUGUGUUGUUUGUAGUAUUCAGACAUUUGGUCAAAACUGUCAAGGCCAGUGUACUUGUGUGUUUGCCAACAUGGUAUUGUGUAACAGCACAAAUGGAGACUGUACUUGUAAAGAUGGCUGGAAGGGUAGCGAUUGUGAAAUAGACAUCGACGAAUGCACCGUGAACCCAAAUAUAUGUGGUGCAAAUGCUAAUUGCACAAACAACAAUGGAUCAUACACAUGUGAAUGCAAUAGUGGUUAUAACAAAGCAAAUAAUGGCACAUGUCUGAACGUAAACGAGUGCGAAAGACCUUCAGGUAUCUGUAUAUCAACGGCGGACUGUACCGAUACCAUUGGAUCUUUCGACUGUUCCUGUAAGAGAGGUUACAGCGGAAAUGGGACAUAUUGUACCGCUUGCACUGGAUUUACCUAUGGCGAACAGUGUACCAUCGCUUGUAGUUGCAACCAAACAAACUCCGUGGACUGUGACGGAUUUACCGGUACCUGUAACUGUAAACCUGGAUGGACUGGAGUUAAUUGCACGGAAGACAUAAACGAGUGUAAUAGUACCAGCAACCCUCAUAAUUGUACAGAGCGGGCUGAUUGCGAGAACAUUGAUGGGUCCUUCUCAUGUGUGUGCAAAACUGGCUACAGUGGCGAUGGUUCUACAUGUACAGAAUGUCCUGCUUUCAAACACGGCACAAACUGCUCAUCAGAUUGUACAUGUGACCAGACUAACACAGUUUCGUGUGAUCGUUUGACGGGUGCAUGUACGUGUAACGCUGGAUGGACGGGCACUAUAUGCUCGACUGACAUAAAUGAGUGCACUAGCACUCCAGUACAGCACAAUUGUUCUUCAGCUACGUCCACCUGUCAAAACACUGACGGGCUAUUCGUUUGUGCCUGUAACAAUGGCUACUACACUGUAAAUGGAUAUGAUUGCCAAGAUUGCGAUCAAUUUAAAUAUGGCACAAACUGUUCAGAGACAUGUUCGUGUGUUGCUGAUAAUACUGCCAGCUGUGAUACUGUGACUGGUGCGUGCGCGUGUAAGUCCGGGUGGAACGACACCAAUUGUGACAACAAUAUCAAUGAGUGCUUAGACGCUUCCGUCAACAAUUGUUCAUCACUACAGAGGUGCGUCGACACAAACGGAACAUUCGAAUGCCAGUGUAUACACGGAACCUUUAGCUCGGGAACUUGUUUGGAACCGACUACCACCAGUGCUCCGAUUCCUACUCAAAUCCAGUUUUUCCUGGUAUUUACACUGGAUUACAACCUAAACGGCGCUAUUGACCUAAAUAACCCGGGAGAUCAGGGAUAUAUUGCCCUCUAUGCAAAUGCAACGGCUGCUUUGACACUCGUAUAUCAAAACGUGCCAGGUUUCAUCAGAGUCGUAAUCACUGGAAUAAUUCGAGGCAGUACCGUCAUAAAUCACACCGUCACUACUGACAACACUGGCGCAGCUUUAGCUGGAGUGACCAAGGCGGCAUCAGAUGUUGCCAACAGUAAUACUAAUGUAUCACUGUUCGACACUCAGGCUCCUGCCUUGGGAGUUACCAUUGCAACCAGUGGACAAUCACCCCAGACUCUGAGACCUAAUGUCGAUCAAUGUGCGGUGGUAAAACUUCUCGGAAAUUGUCCAGAAAACAAUUACCAGUGUCUCAUAAUUGAUGGCAGCGCUAAAUGUGUGUCAACAGAAAAUACCGGAGGCUUCAAUUUGAUCGUGGGUUUAGGAGUUGGAAUUCCGCUGUUUUUCCUAGCUGUUGUGGUGAUCGUGAUCAUGUGUAUCUACUGUAAGAAGUACAGAGGAAAAGCACAGCCGGAGCUUGACAGGACACGAGAGGAAGCCGGGUUCAUGGGCAGUGGAGUGAUUCCGAAGUUCGGUAGCUGGGGCCGUCCUGCUUACUACUCACCAGCGGGUUGGGGCGAUGGAGAAUCCGUCGAGUCGGAUGACACCGACGACAGUAGAAGAAGGCGUCGACGUGGGGAACAAUUCGACACUAAUGGCAAAGACUAUUACAUGUAUGACAAUGGUGCCAUGUCGAACUUCUCUUGGGAUUUCAUGUACAAUUAUGUCGACCCUAAAGAGCAGUACAAGAUCAAAAGGCCAGCUACAACACCAAGGGCAAAUCCAGUGUUUGAUAAGUAAUAUCUUCGCUUAAUAAACUACUACAAAACAAUAUAUGAAAGACGGAAGGAAACACUGAAGAAACUGUCUUUUAAUUGAUGAUGUGAAGGACUCACAUUUGAGGUACAAAAUAGGAACCAUCCAAUCCCUCCGAUAUUACAUCGUGUAGUUAUAAAAAGAAAUCCUCGUGAACAUGACAUUAUGAGGAAAUCAAGGGACCAAAUUGGAUGAUGAAUAUCAAAUAGUGAAAAGCAACUAAAUGCGUUCAAUGCGAAGAAGGAAAUACAUCAUCUGAUUUAAGACAGUACUUUGGAUAUUUUCUCAAAAAAACGUUAGUUGUACAGGUAACCAUGACAACAUGGUUACACUGAUCGACCCCUUUAAUGUCGAAUGAAAUGCAGUAUUUGUAAAACCUUUACAAGACAAAUGCAUUACGACACGUCCUCAUUAACAUUGAGGAAGUGGGCCUUUGUUCAUAAUUUGUGUUCAUUAAUCGAAAUAGUUUAAAACCAGCUAAAUUGUGCUUAUUGUAUAAAAUAGUUUAUACCUGUGUGGAAAUUGUAUCUCCUAGGUAAAUAAUUGUAUCUUCCAUAAAUAACUGUAUCUGACAGGUAAAUAAUUGUAUCUCCAAUGUAAAUAAUUGCAAGACAUCUGCAUGGUUUCCUCUAUCGGUAUGUGCCAAUAUAAACCGUGCAAUAUGCCUAGUUUAGAGUUCUAAGAAUCCAUGCAAAUUGACAAAAUAAUCAAACGUAUCAACGUCAUGCAUUCAAAAUAGGAAACUAGUUUUAUAUCCAUGUUAAUCAAAAUCUGCUAUCAUAAUUUCCUAUUCACCACUGACAAUCACCAUUUCAUAAAUGUCUUGUAUCGAUUGCGUAUUUGUUAUUUUGAAAUGAAUAUAUAUAUAGAGUAUUUUUCUAUCUCGAUUAUAAGGGGAAUUAUUUAUCAAAUGGUGAUCUGAUGAAUUUCUGAAGUUAGUCUAAACAAAAUAUGUAUGUUGUAUAAUACUCCAACAACAUGUGUGAUCUUUUUUUUUAAUUAACCAUACAGAUCUCAAUAGGCUGAGAACACUGGUAAAAGCUAGUGGUCUCUGUGAUAUAGGAUAGAUAAGUUAUUAGAUAUUACAAUGACUGCAUGUGAACAGUGUUGGCUUCGUGUUUACGUUGACCACGGUAAAAGCAAAACCCUUUAGAAUAAAAUAAACGUACAUCUGUUUUAUUGGUUUCAUUGUAAAAACCUGUGUAUUUAUUAAUUGGAGAAAAAUGGGUUUUUUUCUAGAGUAAAAUAUUUUGUUAAUUGUUUAAUUAAAACCAAGCUGCAAUUCUUUAUUGCUCUGGUAGUGUUAUUUCUUAUAAAAUAACAGUGAAAAUGGAGAACACGUGCAGAGGAUUUUCGUUGUUCUAAGUUGGAGACAAGAUGAAAGUGGGCAAUGUAUUUUUUAUACAUAUCAAAUCAAAAAAAAUCGACACUGCUGUUAAUUGGAAAGCAAUGAAUGAAGUUUACUUAGUUUGAAAUAGGAAUGAUGAAUGAGUGUGUUUUACUGUUCACCAUAUCUAUAUAAUUAUAUUACAGUGUACUCAUAAAUGUUGUAUACACUAUGUAUUUCCCUUGAUGGUGCUUACACACCAUAACCAUUGAAUAAAAUGUGAGGGUUAGGAAUGUUCUCAUUUUGCAUCUUAAAUUAAACAAAUAAAUCACCAGUGGUUUAUCUCUUGAUUUUUUUUUAAAUUUUAGCAGUCAUUAAACGAUUUCAUUUCAUUGUUUAAAUAUUUUGAUAUUGUUGAACUUUAUUACUGUGAUGUUUUCGUUGAUACUUUUUACAUAUUUUCACUUUUUAGCAAUCAAAUUUAUAUGAAAUUUGCAUUCAGACUGAUGUCACCAAUUUUUCAUUCCCAUUAAAGGUAUACUACUCUAUGUCAUUAUGGUAACAGCAUAUGUAUACAUAGGUGAAGGGACUAAUGAACGUUUACAAAUACUUACAAAAUUUUGUAUUUUAAAUUAUGCUUUCAAUAUUCCUAAGCGAUUUCAUUAACUAUUAUGACGUAAUUGAUUACGUGUGGGUAUAUGGUUAAAUACAAAAAUCAAUUACUUUGCGUCAGAUAGCAAUGUACAUGUAUGUACAGCUGUCAGUUUUUCAAAUCAAAGACAUGUUGUUGUUUUUAUUGUUAAAUUGUUUAUAUAUAGUGUCUUCCUUAUAAGUAACACAGAUACAUAAACGUCGUGUGGGUAUAUGGUUAAAUACAAAAAUCAAUUACUUUGCGUCAGAUAGCAAUGUACAUGUAUGUACAGCUGUCAGUUUUUCAAAUCAAAGACAUGUUGUUGUUUUUAUUGUUAAAUUGUUUAUAUAUGGUGUCUUCCUUAUAAGUAACACAGAUACAUAAACGUCACAUCACUAUAAACAUUGCAUGUUAUUCCUCUAUUAAGAGGAGAUCAAUUCAUCUUUUGAAGUAUUCUUUUUCAUAAAAUGGUAUUAUUCCGUUAAUACGUUCCUUUUUGAUGGAAGAUAUUUUUUAUAAGGAAAUGGCCUUGGAGAGGAACAUUAUUGGAGCUAACCACUGUGUAUCCUGCAACAUGUGUAUUGAUAACAAUUUCAUGAAUAUACAUUUGUGAUAUACAAUUAUGUACAUAUGAUGUUGACUGUCUAAUGUCUAUAGUGCUCUACUCACGAUGGGACCUUUAUCAUAUGAUUAUCUAAUCAGUGUUGCAAUAUAUGUAUGAAUCAAUAAGAUGUUUGUGAUAUAUUAAUGUGUACAGUGUUAAAAUGUAUGAUGUCUUUGUGCCUUAUUUCAGAGAUCUUAGCAAUGAUGGAAUAGGUAUUCCAUUUUAUAAUUGUGUGUACAAUGUUCAUGUUUUAUGUAAAAGACUAGAUUAAAUUUUAAUUCAGAUAAUAUAAAACUGCUCCUUUGAUAACGGAAGUGCCACUUUUAACUUCUGUGGAACGUUUCUAUGUUUUUAGGGGAACAUUAAAAAAAAUCAAAAAUAAUCAUGGUAACUCUGAUAUCGUAAUUCGUAAUGAAUAUGAAUGGAUAAAGAUCAGAAAAAUGCUGUUAUCGAACACGCCUUUGAUUUAUAUGUCUAUCAUUUACAUAGAUUCCUCCUUACUUAGUUUUCCCAAACACCUGUAUACUAAGUAAAUGUUCGUAACCAUACAGGCUUCUGUUAUUAAUUUAGAAGUAUGAACUUUUAUUUGUUUCUUUUUGAAAAGCUUAGAAAAGCGCCCCAUGGACAUAAUACAUUUAUAAACACAAAAUGUACGAAUAUGUGUCAAACGUAUUUUUUAUAGAGAUUUUAUACAUUAAAAGUUUAAAUGUAAAUAUAAUAGAACUUUACCUAAAGGUUGUUACAUAAUCAAAGUAUAUAUAUAUUUAUCAAUAUGAUGUAAUUCUAAAACCCUGAAGUCAGGUAAAAUAGGUCGGUUAAAUACGGUUUAUGUCAUGGCGUGUCGUCCACCGUUCACCUACAUCCGGGUAUGUGUACUUUGAUAUCAUAUUGGAAUCAAUUCAAAACCGAUUUCCGGCGAUUUAUCAAAUAUUCAAAAUGCAAAGUUGAGAUAUUGAUUGUCGUGGGUGAGGAAAUAUCAUCAUUGACAUUAUAAAUGUCGAGGAUGAAUGAAAGGGAAUGUUUAACAAAUUUAAAGUUAUGAUGAAAACAGUCAUUCCCCUAGGUCAAAGUUCAAAAUAAUGAAGAACAUAUGUAAAUGUUUUUUAGAGAAGAGAUUUCAGAUUUUGAAUGAAACCUGUGAGCGAAACAGGCCAACUGAUCUUAUCUUAUUAUCAUUGACAUUAAGAAUAAUAUCCUAUAUAAUAUGCAAAUAAUAAUAAAAUUGUUUACAUUUUUA
Messenger RNA from Mizuhopecten yessoensis (Yesso scallop), 16192 nucleotides. RefSeq names its product mucin-4-like. The transcript is spliced from 55 exons. Gene Ontology annotation, biological process: cell-matrix adhesion. The record is from RefSeq and is a predicted model, not a curated record. Lineage: Eukaryota; Metazoa; Mollusca; Bivalvia; Pectinida; Pectinidae. The annotation marks the transcript as partial. Gene Ontology annotation, molecular function: calcium ion binding.